GCGCAGGGGUACGGAUGAGGCUGCAUUUACCUGUAUUCUUACGCAACGCAGUUUCGCACAAAUUCGGGAGAUAGGAAAAUGCUAUCAUCAGAAGUUAAUUUUGCCCACUUGCGAUGCUAGCACGGUCGCGUUACCUUUUGGGAAUUGCAAUCGAAACCUCUUGGAGGUCACCUGCGUUGAUGUUGAGUUUUUGGUCCUCGGCGGUGCUGUCUUCAAACACGGUAAAUCGCUCCAAAAGGCCGUCGAGAAGGAGACGUCUGGCUACUUCGAGAAGACUUUCGUAGCGAUCAUUCAGUACGCCGAGGACAAGAAUACGUUGUUUGCAAAGUGGUUCUAUGAAACCAUGGCUGGCGCAGGCACCAGGGACAAUGACCUCAUUAGGCUUGUGCUUGUCCGUUCAGAUUUGGAUCUGGAGGACAUCAAACGGACAUAUCUGGCCAAGUACAAAAAGACGCUUGCAAAGGCUAUUGAAGGAGACACUUCGGGUGACUAUAGACGCAUGCUUGUGGCCCUCGUCAACUGA
This is a messenger RNA of Dibothriocephalus latus, 523 nucleotides long. NCBI's taxonomy places the organism in Eukaryota, Metazoa, Platyhelminthes, Cestoda, Diphyllobothriidea, Diphyllobothriidae. The record is from the annotation of a GenBank genome assembly.